Eimeria tenella is the source of this 1140-nucleotide messenger RNA. RefSeq lists its product as uncharacterized. Bases 1 to 1140 code for a protein of 379 amino acids. NCBI's taxonomy places the organism in Eukaryota, Apicomplexa, Conoidasida, Eucoccidiorida, Eimeriidae. The transcript has 4 exons. The record is from RefSeq and is a predicted model, not a curated record.
AUGCCUCGGGGGGGCCACAGAGGCGGCAUAUAUCCUAUUUCAGGCCUCCCGUGGGGCCCCGGGCAGCGCUACCUCAAACGCGGGCUGUACAGACACCAGAGGACGGACGUCUUUGUACCCAGGUGGGGCUGGAGGCGAGAGCGCCUCAGUUCUUCGCCGCUGCCCGACGGCAGCACGAAGAAGUGGGAGCCGGAGAGCAGCAAGGCCUGGCCCUUACUAGGACUUCCCCACCACCAGAGGAUGUACACCCGAAACGAGGCGCGGUAUCUGCAGCCGGCGCUGAGGUGUACGUACACCCCAGCAGUCGAGCACAUCCUCAACUUGUUGGAGCCAGCAGCAGCAGCAGCAGGCUGGAGAUACAGCGGGCUCGGCCGCCCCGAAGUUAGGCCUCCUGCUGCUUCCCCCCAGCAGCAGCAGCAGCAGCAGCAGCAGCAGCUGCCGCUGCACUUGGUGAAGGCCGCGAGGGAAGUCGAGCGCGAGGCCGGCCCUUUUGUGUCUUUGGCUCGUUUGCCUUUUUUGGAGAGGGGGCGAAUUGAUCGCCUUUGGCGAAUAGUCCAAGAAGCAGACACCUGGAGGUAUCCCCUUACGGGGGCCUCCUGGGGGCCCCGCGACAGGGGGGCCCCCGAGGCCCCCUGGGUGCCUGUGGGUUCGGGGGCCCCCCAGGGGGCCCCCGGGGGGCCCCCUGAGGGGGCCCCCGGGGGGCCCCCAAUAGUUGACGAAAGAGCAGCAGUGGUACAGGAGCUGCCGCUUGCGGAGUGUCUGUACACCCGAAGCAACCACCGGCUGCAGUCUAGAAGGCACCCCAUUUGGCAGCAUUUGAGAUAUAAGAAGGAUAAAGCCAAAAUCCCAUACCUCCACAGGUCAGCAGCAGCAGCAGCAGCAGCAGCAACAGCAGCACAUGUAGCACCAGCCGCUGCAGCGGCGGCAGCACCCGCAGUAGCUCGAGCAGCCGCGGCAGCAACGCCAGAUGUAGCGGCAGUAGCAGCGCCUGUAUCUGCAGCAGAAACUGUAUCUGCAGCAGCAGAGCCCUUGAGGGGAGCAGCGCAAAGUGACGCUUUGCUAUCGAUCGACAUGUGUUGCUGGCAGCAGCAGCAGCAGCGGCAGCAGCAGUGCUGUUGUGUUUGUGCAGGAGGCGCCUAG